AUGAAGUAUUCGUCUUACUUCUAUGUUAAACGUCUAGCCGGGCUCGGCGAAUAUAGGCUACUUCCCUCACAGAGAGAUGGCGAUUUGUGCCAAGUUGAACGCUGUCUGCCACAACAGAAACAACACAUAUCAAGAGCACGGCAAAAGCGCGCCGGAUUUUGGCCUGCCGCCGUCUUUUGUACAAUCAUAAUCAUACUUGGAAAUUCAACAUACAAUGCAGCGGUAUGGAGCACGGAAUUAUCGCGCCUUGUCUCUCCAGUAAUGUGUCACUCUCACAACGAUUAUUGGAGACCUCAUCCUCUCUUUUCAGCGCUCGCUGUAGGCUGCGCGAGCGUUGAAGCAGAUGUAUGGCUUAGUCCAGACGGAGAAGACCUUCUAGUCGGUCAUGACAAACGAUCACUUUCCUCAAGUCGGACACUACGAUCACUUUAUAUCGACCCGCUUUUACAGAUCUUGAACUCAAUGAACCGGCCAGCGCCGUACCAAAUCUUCAAUCCCACCGCCCAAGCCUGUGGUGUCUUUGCCACAGAGCCGGAUAAAACAUUGAUACUGUUCAUCGAUGUGAAGGACGACCCAGUCAAGGCUUGGCCCUUGGUUCUUCAGCAGCUAGGGCCAUUGCGUGAUAUGAGAUACCUAUCUCGACACGACAAAACAAUGGCGACAAAUCAGACAUUCUGGCCUGGACCCAUAACCAUAGUGGGCACAGGAAACAUUAUUAAACGGCGCGACAUAAACAUUGGCACCGACCUUGAGGAAUGGCAGCAGCGCCACGAUGCUUUUCUUGACGCUCCCUUACAUUUGCUCACUGAAACAGGGUUCAGUCAAAGCAACGGGUUUUACGGUCCCUAUGAAUUGGAAGAUGAAUUCUAUACCGCCUCGGCCCCUUUCAACAAAGCCAUUGGCAGUGUUCGGACGGGCUUCAGCACUCAGCAGAUGGAAACUCUACGGAACCAGCUUCGAAUUGCAAAGCAACGAAACUUGAAGUCAAGAUUAUGGGGAUUACCUGAUUGGCCGAUAUCCUAUAGGGACUACGUGUGGAAAAUACUUAUGCAAGAGGGGAUUGAUUUACUGAAUGCAAAUGACGUCGCCAGUGUAGCGAUAAAGUAUCGGCAGUUAGGAUACCCAAGGGAAGCUGCAUAA
Molecule: messenger RNA, 1140 nt
Organism: Fusarium oxysporum Fo47
Lineage: Eukaryota; Fungi; Ascomycota; Sordariomycetes; Hypocreales; Nectriaceae
Exons: 2
Coding region: 1-1140 (379 amino acids)
Biological process (GO): lipid metabolic process
Molecular function (GO): phosphoric diester hydrolase activity
Source: RefSeq, a predicted model, not a curated record